AUGGAGAAAAGCACGCAAUCAGGUCCGGCAUCGGAUCUCGAGGCCAGCACCACAACACCGCAGACACCGCAACGGUCGACAUUUGCGCAACGAUGGAGGCAGAACUUGGAUCCAACUAAUGCAGAUCUGGUGUGUCUUGUGCUAUGUUUCCUGACUGGCCUGUGCGACAGCAGUGCGUAUAAUGCCUGGUCCUGUUUCUUGGGCAUGCAAACUGGUAACACCAUCUUUUUGGGCCUGGGAGCCUCCAAUCAACCCGUCAGCAAGCCGUGGGGAUGGCUCAAGUCUCUCAUCUCCAUCGUCUUCUUCUUCUCGGGGGCCAUGAUCUUCUCUGCUGUGAUGCGACGGGUCGGGGCCCUGCGUCGAGGAACCCUCUUCGUUUCCUUCAUGGUUCAAACCAUCCUCAUCAUCAUCGCCGUAGCCAUCAUUCAAGCCGAUUUGAUUCCCCACUCUUCCACCGACAUGGGUCUCACGGGAGGACCUCUGUUCCUUGAACUGAUCCCGAUCGGCCUGCUGGCCUUCCAAUCAGCCGGCGCUAUGACCUGCAGCCGUUCCCUGGGUUACAAUGAGAUCCCAACCGUGGUCUUGACCAGCGUCUACUUUGAUAUCGCCUCAGAUCCCAAGAUCACCGACAAGCCCACCGGCAAUGUUAAGCGCAAUCGGCGGGUGGGUGGCGUGGUCUGCUUGCUGAUCGGGGCUAUUGUUGGAGGUUGGUUGAGUCGGAGCAGUGGGGGCAUGCAAUCCGCUUUGUGGAUGGCUGCGGGUAUCAAAUUGGUGGCGGCCGUGGGUUGGCUCUUCUGGAGGGCUGCGCCGCCCAAAUAG
Molecule: messenger RNA, 819 nt
Organism: Penicillium diatomitis
Lineage: Eukaryota; Fungi; Ascomycota; Eurotiomycetes; Eurotiales; Aspergillaceae
Product: YoaK family protein
Exons: 2
Coding region: 1-819 (272 amino acids)
Source: RefSeq, a predicted model, not a curated record